AUGUCAUCAGUUAAGCGCAUCUUACUUGCUGCCGUUUCGAACAAUAAGCAACAUCAUCACAGUCGUGAGUUACAAGUCCAGUUGAAUUAUGAACCUGCAUCUUUGAAGGGCCGUGCUCGAACCGUGAAUUCCGGUUUAAAUGGAAUCUUAGAGAUCAGAGAGCAUGAUAUUCCAUAUCAGCUCAGGGUUUGCAUUGAUUUAGGUAAGCCCAUCAACGAAAAUAGUUU
Molecule: messenger RNA, 227 nt
Organism: Mitosporidium daphniae
Lineage: Eukaryota; Fungi; Microsporidia
Exons: 2
Source: RefSeq, a predicted model, not a curated record